AUGUCGUUCUCGACUAGGCGCCUCGCUCUCCGGGAGACGUCGCACGCCUUCUUCUCUGUCUCUUCUUUGUCCUCCUCGAUGCUACGCCAGCCUUCAUCUCUCUCUUCUUGCCUCGCGCCUCAGGCCUCAGCUUCUUCUGUCGCCUGCUCGCCGUGUUUUACGCUUGUUUCUUCUUCUCGCUUCUGUAUGCGGUUUGCCUCCACGACGCCUCCGUUCUCUUCUUCGCCCCGCGCGCGCCAAGCCGCCACGGCCGCGGCCGCGGGAAAGGCUGCGGCGGCCGCAGCCAAGCGACGCGAAGAAAAAAAAAUCCUCGAACGAUGGGCGAAACUCCGGAACGGCAUGAAAGUCGGUGGCGCCAUACUCGCGUCCCUCGCCGUCGGCGCAGGCGGCUUGGUCUGGUUUCUCUCCUCCGUGAAGCGCCGGCAUCCCCCGCCUCCUGUCGACCCGGUGACGGCGCUUCCGCGGCCGCUCCAUGAGAAGCUGUCGCUGUCGCCCGUCCCACGUUCAGCGCGUAGCACCGACCCGUCCGCGCCGUUUCCCAACAUCUUUUUGUCUGCGCGCGCGCUGCACGAGAUCGUCGAGCGGUAUCCGUCCUUUCCUGCUACCAAGUCUCUCCUUUUUGAAGCAGCCUCGCACGUGCUCCCGAUCGAGUUCCAGCUCCACAUGCGCGACGCGUUCUGCGAGCUGCUCACGCGCCGUCUCUCGGCGCUUGUGAAGAAACGCCCGACGGCCGCUUCUUCUGCUGCUGCUAGGCCGGGCGCAGCAGAGGCUGCGGAGCCGCUCUCCGCCGAGGCGGUGCGGGCGGCGGUACAGGAGGCGUGGAGGCAGCUCGACAUCGCGCGGGGGCCAGAGAGUUGGUAUGCGGAGAGCGACCGCGGCUUCUUCGCGCGAGUCAACUUUGAAUGCGAAAUUUCGGCGCUCCUGCAGGGGCUCGCGCGCCUGGAGGAGGACGCGUCGUGCGGCUCGCGGAAGGCCGUCGUGCGGGCGUUCGUCGAUAGCGUAAAAGGCAAGCUGUCGGACGUACUCGUGACUAACUGGCAGCGCCAGCGAUACUUUGAUCCGCUCACGUUCCAGAAGAGCGUCUUCGCCCGGCGCAUCUCUUAUGAGGCUGCUGGUCGCGACGUCGGCACUCCAAGCGCCCUCUACUCCUACGCCGACAAAGACGUGCCUGUGCAACUCGAGAGAUGUACCUCCCCUGCGCCUGUGUCCGCGCCGCCGGCCGCGUCCUCGUCGCCGUCCUCCUCCUUUUCUCGGAUGUCCGUUGUUGUUGACUUCUUCCUCCGCCCGUUCCGUUCUUCUCCCGCACCCGUUUGCUCCUCCCCUUCCUCUUCUCCUUCCUCAUCUUCUUGUCCGUCUUCUGCUCCCUCUCCCUCUACUUCCUCUUCUUCUUCGCUUUCAGAGGAGCCGUUGUUCUUGGGAACUCACGAGAUUCAGAAGGCGAAGGAAAACUUGCGAGAGUUCGGCGUGUGCAUCCUCCGCGGCGCCUUGACGCGACAGCAGCUGGAGGUGCUCAGGCAGACGCUGCAUUCUGACGAGGCGAUGGCACUGACUUCGGCGAUGGCCAUGCAAGAGGAUGAUCCGAAUGUCUGGUGCACGCGCCCGACCACAGGUCGUUUGCACUGUCUGUUGCGAGGGACGCUGCUGGAGACUCCGCUGGCGGAAGUGCAGCGCGUGUGGAUGCCGCUGGUCUUCGCGUACAUGCCAAGCGAAGGCAGCGGCGUAUACACUUCUGAGCCGAAUGCGCGGCUCGUUGAGGCCUGGAAGAAGCAGCCGGGAGAGAAACAGAGCUCCGAGCAACAGGCGAGCGGCGGGAAGGCGAGCGCCGCACACGCAGCGGCGAACGCGACCUCCGGUCAAGAAGAUCUCGAUGACAGCGGAGCAGACCCCGAGAAGGGUCUCCUCGCAGUCAGCCGGCUUGGAAAACGCAUCUACGUUUCCGACAUGCAAACGGUCGACGCAGAUCCUUUGGCGAUCACACAGCCCUGGCACCGCGACACAAGCGCGCCCGGUUUAACGAUUCUUGUUCCGUUGCGCGACGUCACCGAGGCGAACGGCCCCACCGAGCUCCUCCCGCGCUCGCAUCAUCUCUAUCCAUCGCAGCCGCAGGGGAUGUCUGAGCGCUUGGCGCACUGGAAGUCCUUUUUCACAAGUUUGUUUUGCGAGACCGGCGGAUCUCUGCGCCCGGCUCUGAAGGCUGGCGACGUCCUUAUCUACGAUUCGCGAACGAUUCACAGAGGCUUAGGCAACAGCACCUGGCACUCGCGGCCCGUCCUCGCCUUCCGCUACGACUACGAAGAUCAUCCGCCACCGGGAGAAUACGCAAAGCGCUGGAAGUCGCGGCGCACGUUGCUUUUCGGUCGAGCGUUGGAGCGGGUACUCGACGUCUACAAGGAUCUCUGA
Besnoitia besnoiti is the source of this 2400-nucleotide messenger RNA. RefSeq names its product Phytanoyl-CoA dioxygenase (PhyH) superfamily protein. Lineage: Eukaryota; Apicomplexa; Conoidasida; Eucoccidiorida; Sarcocystidae. The record is from RefSeq and is a predicted model, not a curated record. The coding region runs from base 1 to 2400 and encodes 799 amino acids. The transcript has 10 exons.